AUGGCUGUGUCGAUUCCAAACCAAAUUGCUUGAAACAAUAGAACCUUACAUCAUGGAAAAUGAGAUCGAUAAUAAACGAAUAAAACGUUUUAUGAACCCUAGGACCAAAUCUGCAACUUGGAUAAUAAUAAUAGUGGACCUUUCGAUCUUCCUGACUGGAUUGUGCUUCGCAUGGUCGUCUCCAAUUCUCGUCAAACUUGCUGAGACCAAGGAUAACCCCUUGGGGGAUCCCAUAACUCCAGACGAAAGUGAUUUGAUAGGUUCUCUGUUCUAUAUUGGAUGUUGUAUUGGACCAAUUUUUAUCAUCUGGAUUCUAGUCAAGUUUGGAAGAAAAACCUCUCUGAUUAUAUCAAUUGUGCCAUUUAUCUUAGCGCAUGUUUGUUUCGCAUUUUCUAAAAAUAUUGAAGUGUAUUAUAUUUGUCGGAUUAUUUCGGGUAUAGCAGUUGGUAGUAUUGUGAGUGCUGUGCCAGUUUAUACCUCAGAAAUUCUACCACCUAAAAUAAGAGGUUGUUUGAUGUCUCUUUGCAAUACAUUCAUACAGGCUGGUUCACUUUUAUCUUAUGUCUCAGGACCGUAUUUAUCAGUUUGUUAUUUCAACAUCAUGAUUGUGAUUGUUUCUUUAGUUUUCUUAAUUCUUUUUGUUAUUUUUUGUCCGGAAAGUCCUUAUUACACUUUGGUUGCUAAUGGAAAGGAAGAAACAGGUAAACUUCUUCGUAAUCUACGAGUAGAAAAUAUAAAUUAUGAGUUGAACGAAAUAGAAGCAGCAUUGAGUGAACAAAGAAACGACUCUUUUUUGGCAAUAUUCAAGACCAAGAGCAAUGUAAAAGCAUUUUUAUUGGCAACAAUUCUUCUGGUGAUUCAACAGUUUACAGGAACUAAUAUUAUAAUGGGUUAUAGUCAACUAAUUUUUCUAGAAACCAAUGUUAUAUUUUCCUCAGAUAAAUGUGCCAUCAUCGUUGGGUGCUUUCAGUUGUUUUCUUCAUUUUUAACACCUCUAUAUUCUGAAAAAUACCCUCGAAAAUCUUUGUUAGGAUUUUCUCUUUCAGGUCUGAUUAUAUGCAAUUUUACUUUGUCGAUAUAUUUUUUUGUAUUGAAAGAUAUGAAUAUUAUGAAUUGGUUGCCACUAUUAGCCUUAGCUGUUUUUGUUUUGUUUGACAACUGUGGAGACGGUGCUUUACCUUGGGUACUUUUAGGGGAGCUUUACCCAAGUCAUAUAAAGUGUACUGGGUCAUCGUUAUCUACGAGUAUCUUUUAUUUGGUGCAAUUUUGCCUCACUUUCAUCUUCCACAAAGUAGAACUGAAAUUUAUGUUUUUGGGUUUUGGUUGUUUGACUAUUCUGGCGCUUAUUUUUAUUUAUUAUUUUGUUCCAGAAACUAAGGGUAAAACUCUCAGAGAAAUUCAAGAACUAAUUGAAAAAGAUAGUAUUUUUGCGUAAUUUAAGUGCUGAACAAUCUGUGAAAAGGUUGAAUAACUUUUCCAAUCGUUAUAUUGACGAAAUUAUUUUUAUCAACUGAAUACAACUCCAUUAGUAUUAUCUGAGUAGUAUUUUUAAUUGUUUUCAUAGAAAAUUAUACGAAAAUUAUAAGAACAAGGAAGUGAUGUAAUACAAAAACUGUAAUAAUUAUUAUUGGUGAUGAUUGUAUCAUUUGAAAUCUUAUAUUUUAACAGUACGAAAGUAACAUGUAAAUAUAAAGAGAAUAAAGAAUUUCUAAAUA
Messenger RNA from Harmonia axyridis, 1715 nucleotides. RefSeq names its product facilitated trehalose transporter Tret1-like. Gene Ontology annotation, molecular function: transmembrane transporter activity. Gene Ontology annotation, biological process: transmembrane transport. The coding region runs from base 53 to 1435 and encodes 460 amino acids. NCBI's taxonomy places the organism in Eukaryota, Metazoa, Arthropoda, Insecta, Coleoptera, Coccinellidae. The record is from RefSeq and is a predicted model, not a curated record. Gene Ontology annotation, cellular component: membrane. The transcript is spliced from 2 exons.